UAUAUAUUGUACCACCUAGCUAUAUGUCUACAUACCGUCGAAUGCAACACAAUAAAAACAAUCAUUAAAUGGUACUACCUACGUAGCAUUGCAUGGAAUUCGCCAAAGUGCGCAGGUCCACAGUGCACGCAUGCGCCGCAGCCCACCUAUACCCAGAAACAAGGUAAUCAGUUCAGCAUGGGUUGACGCCGCAACAUGAGGGGAGGCAGUUCCGAGAGGCUCGUCGCGCGGCCGACGCGCCGCCGCGGCGAGACCCGAGCCAAGCUGACGCGCUACAUCACCAUCACGCUCGCGACGCUGCUGGGCGGCGGCGCCUCCGCGCUGCUCUUCCUCGUGCCGCUGUACGCCGACCCCGCGCUCAGCGCGCUCGCCGCGGACUUCGACCCGGUCCCCGCCGAGUGCGUGACGGAGCGCCGCGACGACCGCCUCGGCCUCGACAACUGCACCUGGGCCUCGUGCCGCGAGGGCUGCACCAGCGACGCCUACAAGUGCACGCAAUUACACGUCAAAUACAAGCCGUACAGCGAGGAAUGGCGGCCAGCGAUCCUGUUCGUCAACAUAAAAGGCUGUGGGUAUCCGCCGAUGGUGGAUUGUGAGAACUUUACGACGAGUUACGGGUUCGUGGGGGCGAGGUACCCUUGUUUCUGGUCGCGGGCGGAUGAUAGUGUGGUGGUGCCGCGGUGGUCGCGCGGGGAGCAGGUGGCCACGGUCACGCGCACGCUGGCGCUGCCGCUGUUCCUGGCCGGCUGCGCGGGCAUCGGGCUGUGCGCGCUGCACUGCGAGUGCCGCCCGCGGAGACGCCGCCGCCCGCCACGCCGCCCGCCGCGCCUGCCAACCCUCUCGCCGGACGACACCUCCGUCUACCGAUUAGCUUAGCGGAAAAUUUAGUCUUAGGUAAAGAAAUAACUGGCACAAAUACCUUAUUUUAUUAUUAUUAACCACUGGAGUUUAAUAGAUGUUCGGAAGGUUUAAAUGUUAUUGUAAAUAUUGUACCUGCUGAGAGUGUAAAUAAAAAGUGAUUAAAUAACAAGAGA
Plutella xylostella (diamondback moth) is the source of this 1034-nucleotide messenger RNA. It is a transcript of the gene Teh1, whose product is annotated as tipE homolog 1 phospholipid transfer protein. Gene Ontology annotation, biological process: regulation of sodium ion transport. The record is from RefSeq and is a predicted model, not a curated record. NCBI's taxonomy places the organism in Eukaryota, Metazoa, Arthropoda, Insecta, Lepidoptera, Plutellidae. Gene Ontology annotation, molecular function: sodium channel regulator activity. Gene Ontology annotation, cellular component: plasma membrane.